Messenger RNA from Neolamprologus brichardi, 2431 nucleotides. It is a transcript of the gene shda, whose product is annotated as Src homology 2 domain containing transforming protein D, a. NCBI's taxonomy places the organism in Eukaryota, Metazoa, Chordata, Actinopteri, Cichliformes, Cichlidae. Gene Ontology annotation, molecular function: phosphotyrosine residue binding. The record is from RefSeq and is a predicted model, not a curated record.
UCUGAGUGGUGUGUCGGAGACUGUCUGCUCCAGUGUCUCCUCUGGUCCGGCUAGCAUUAGCUGUCUGACCUGCUUGGCUCCGAAGCAAAUUUUAGCGAUUGCAUAUGUUUUAGUUUGAGGCUGGACAGCAUUAACACUAAAACCCGGAUGGUAACCACAAAGACAUAACUGAAACGGGUGACCGUCAAUGCAAAGAAAAAGGAUCCAUGGCAAAGUGGCUGAAGGACUACCUGAACUUUGGCAGCAGGCGUGAUCCUCCACAACCCCCGAGGCCAGAUUACAGCGAGAGCGAGAUUUUGAGGGCCUACAGAGCUCAGAAGGAGCUAGAUUUUGAGGACCCGUACCAGCACACUGAUAAGGAGCAUCAGAAUGGUGGUUUCGGCUCCUGUAAUGCCACUGUGAGCCUUCCCUCUUUCCCUGCAUUUGGUUCAGCGCUGCCUAAUGGUGUAGAGGUAAAACUUGUGUCUCCAAAACACAGACUGAUUAAAGUGGACUCUCAGGAGUUUGGUCGCUGUAAAGUCCCUCUGAGCCCUGUGACUGUUCAGGAGGAGCCUGUGAUUCCCUCUGCCCCAGCAGCGUCAGAGGCCGACGCAGAUUACUCGGAUCCUUUUGACGCACAUCCACACCCAAGAGCCAGAACAAACUGGGAGCCCAAAUCUGCACCAGCAGACUGCUGCAGUUACAUGGAGCCAUUUGAGGCCCAGCGAAUCAUUUCAGAACUACAGCACAACAUGAUGGCCAACCGGUCUGGGAGUGGAGAUGGCAGUCAGCUAUAUGACAACCCAUAUGAGGAGAGGACUCGGUACCACCAUCGAGCUGGUCCGCCUCAGAAGGUUGAGGGUGGGGUGAUAGACAGCAAGGAGAGCAGGCUGCCUCAGGAUGACGAGAGGCCGGCUGAUGAAUACGACCAGCCGUGGGAGUGGAAGAAGGACAACAUCUCUAAAGCCCUAGCAGUUCAGUUUGAAGGGACUGAAAGAGAGCGAUCACGAGGUUACACAGAACAGUCCAGGCUUACCAUGACAGGCGCCGCAUCAGAGGCAACUACACUCCGUCUUGUAGGUGACACUCCUUCGCUCUUGGGAGAGAGGGUGGAUCCAUCUCUGCCGCUGGAGAAGCAAGUGUGGUACCAUGGAGCCCUGAGCCGCGCAGAAGCAGAAAGUCUGCUGACUCUGUGCAAAGAGAGCUCCUACCUGGUGAGAAAUAGCCAGACGUGCCGAAACGACUACUCUCUCUCCCUCAGGAGCUGCAAAGGCUUCAUGCAUAUGAAGUUCACCCAGUCCCCAGACGGACGCUACGUCCUCGGAGAGAACAGCCCUCCGUUCUCGACCAUCCCCGAGGUCAUCACCUACUACACGACACACAAGCUGCCAAUCAGAGGAGCCGAGCACAUGUCCUUGCUGUAUCCUGUCCCAGUGCAGACCCUCUGACGGUGACAUACACAUCCUGAUUUUCAUGGUGCUACUGAAUAUAUUCUUAUAUACAUAUAUAUUCUUAGUAUUUACCUAUUUCUACCUGUGUCCUACAUGCUAUGACACUGCCAUUCUACCUGCACAGCUUGCAAGAGAUUGGACCAUCUGGUGCCAUCUUUUCUGUUUUUACUUUAAUCCCUGUAUCUACACUGGCCGCUUACAAGAGAGCUCAGUGCUUAAGGAAUCUGUGAAACAGUACAUCACUGAAAUCCCUCUAUUUAUCUGUCAUGGACUCUUGAAAGUCAGCAAUUGUUGAUAAUAGGAUUGUUAGCUGAGUACUUUCACCUCACAGAGGAAAAAGACAAAAUCUAGUCUUGAGACGGUAGAAUUUAUGUAAUCUUGCAUGGAGUUUUGUCUUUAUUGCCGUCAAAUGUGAAGCAGACUUAAAGAAUAUUAUUGGUGGGGUCAGGGUGGCCUUAGCUUGUGCCAAUAAUCCAGUUUUUUGUUUGUUUGUUUUUUCUUGUCACAUGAAUUUCAUGUUUUAAACUGACAAAAAGAGGUCAAAGUGAUUGGAGCUCUGGUGUGAGGAUUGAGAACUAAGUUUAAAAGGUUGGAAAUGCAGUUGAAAUCAUGCUGUGACUACAAGCAGUAUUGUUGUUAUAUUUUUUUUAGGUUUUAGUUACAAUUGUGAACCAAACACUACAUAUUUAAGCCGGACCAUCUCUGCGCCUUGGGUUUUCUCUCUGCGCGUUUCAGAGGCCCGCCAAUGUUACUUGAUGCUGUAGCCGUUUUGCCCUGCAGUGUUCUUGGCUCCUCUUGUUAAUGUGUGAACAACACAAAGUUGACUGCAUCACACAAUAACAGAUACCUGCAAUACUAGUUUAGAGAAUAUUAACUACAGUAUUAUACUGAAAGCUUGUGGCUUUGUGAACAUGAUUAUCAAAGAAGCUUUGGUAGUUUAAUUACUGUGCUAUUUUAUAAAAUUUUAAAACCCUGUAAAAAUAAAGGUUGUGGUGUUUUCA